GGUUUAUGUCCAUCUACUGAGGGGUAACAUGUCUGUAGAUGGGACUACAUUAUUGUUUGAAGGCUUCCUGCAGAAAAGAAAAGACACUCUGAAAUUGAGAUGGGUGACAUAUUGGUUCAGGCUUCAAAAUACAACCUUGUUCUUCUAUACACAGAAGAACGGCAGCGCUAUCUCAAUGACAAAACAGUUGUGUUGAUGUUGCUCUCUUCACAGUCACACCUGAGAGGCCAUUACUACAUUUACACAGUACAGUCAGUGCGAGAGGUCCAGAGAGUUGAUGGCAAGCGCUUUAUGUUUGAGAUCAUGAUGACAAAUGGAAAGAAGAAGGUGUUGGCAGCAGAGACCGCAGCUCUCAGAAAGGAGUGGUUAGGACUCCUAUGGCAGGCCAUGAAUCUAUCUACCUCUGGGGUUACAUACUCCAGAAGCACACACCUCGAGGUGUGUGAGCAGCGAGAGAGACUAAACAGCAGCACACCCGUCUCCUCACACAGUGUGAUGGAGUCGCUCCUUGCUCAGGCCCUCUCGGCUCCUUCAGGCCACAUCCAGCACGAGACCAGGAGCAUCUCCUCCCUCAUCCGUCUGUCUGAAGAGUCAAACCACGAGGAGACUGCUUCCGGAAACACACCUCCAGACCGUAGCUACCAGCAUCACAAUGGCCACAGUGUCGACAAUCCUCAACGGUCCAGUGGGUUGAACCAUGCAGAGGACGUACAAGAAGGAGACUACGACAUUCUACCACUUAGAAACAAGGUUUGUGAGAUCAACACUUCAACAGAGAUGGAUGAGGGCGAGUAUGACUUCCCUCUCUCCUACAGGAGGGCUGCUGAACAUCCAAAGCCCACAGAGAGCAUCUAUGACGUACCGAGCUCAAGGAGCAUGCCUGAUCACACUUUAGAGGAGCAGCCGGAGGACGGUGUCUACUGGAGGAUAUGAGAUCCAGUUUGAGGACCCGAGCGAUGGACUAGAAGGGAGCAGCAGCACCGACUCAGUCACCAAACAACGGAACUUUAGAACCAGACACAGCGGACUGUUGCUGCCUGUUUUUCUGUAACUUUAUAUAUAUAUAUACACACACACACACGCGUGUACAACCACAAUAAAUAGUUUCAACUGUCUGUGGUAUUUAUUUCAGCUUCUAUUCAAGACCAAGAACAACAGUCAUUUAUAACUUUA
Messenger RNA from Cyclopterus lumpus (lumpfish), 1173 nucleotides. RefSeq lists its product as uncharacterized. The transcript has 10 exons. The coding region runs from base 100 to 933 and encodes 277 amino acids. Lineage: Eukaryota; Metazoa; Chordata; Actinopteri; Perciformes; Cyclopteridae. The record is from RefSeq and is a predicted model, not a curated record.